This is a messenger RNA of Labrus mixtus (cuckoo wrasse), 2923 nucleotides long. RefSeq names its product zinc-binding protein A33-like. The record is from RefSeq and is a predicted model, not a curated record. NCBI's taxonomy places the organism in Eukaryota, Metazoa, Chordata, Actinopteri, Labriformes, Labridae. Gene Ontology annotation, molecular function: protein binding; zinc ion binding. Bases 1014 to 2492 code for a protein of 492 amino acids. The transcript has a single exon.
UGGUAUCACUCACUCAUCUCUAUCCUGUCUACAGCUCAUACAAAAUUCAGCAGCCAGAGUCCUAACACGGUCAAAAAGAAGAGACCAAAUCACUCCGGUUCUUGCUUCCUUACACUGGCUACCUGGCAAGCUGAUGAUUGAUUGAAAAAACUGUUGACUGUGUUUAAGGCAUUAAAUGGACUUGCCUCUCAGAACUCCUGUCCCCAUAUCAGCCGGUGAGAGAUCUUCGGUCAUCAGCGCAAAACCUUCUGUCCAAUAGAUCCAGGACAAGGUGCAACGGGGAUCGUGCUUUUUCUAUUGCAGGACCAAAACUGUGGAACUCUUUGCCUCCAGACAUCCUUCUCACUAUUGGUGUUUUUAAAACUCGCCUUAACACAUAUUUAUACUCAAUUGCCUCCAAUUUUCAAUAACCCGUGAAGCACAAAAUCCAUGGCUCUGUUAGUCUUGUGUUACACUGGACUUAACUGUCACUUGUUCUUUCUUUUUUUGAUUGUUGUUGUUGAUCUUGUCUGUUACUUUCUAAUGCUUUGUUUUCUUCUAUCUGCAAUGUAAAGCACUUUGGAUCAACUGUGUUGUGCUAAAACUAAGUGCUAUAUAAAUAAAGUUGAGUUGAGGUGAGGUGAGGUGAGGAAUUCAAGGAACUGUGAUGGACUGGUUAGACAACAUAUGAAAAGCUGUAGCUGGCCUCCUAUUUGGGUGGUGUUAUGACAUUCCACUGUCGGUAUCAAACAUAACAGGUACUGCAACAGAUGGGUGUGAAUUAUUUGUGUUCCUCAUUUCACAGAUGAUGGUAUCAACUGAAACAUAUCUGACUCUGCUACUUUCUGUGCCUGUCGUCUACGACAUUCACCAUCAGAAAAAGCUCUACAGACCGAAGGGAAUACAGCGAAAAGACUGGGAUUACUGGAGCACUGUUUUCACUUCAACCUGCUGAUUCCAGAAAAACAGGAGAUUUUGAGGAGCUACGAAAGUUACUUUGAGGGAACUUUCUGGAUUCACUAUCUUCUUUUUUCAUGUCUGUUUUUUCAGCUUCAGGCAAAAUGUUUUCUCAAACAGAGGAUGAUUUCUCCUGUCCUGUCUGUAAGGACAUCUUUAAAGAUCCCGUUGUUCUGUCAUGCACUCACAGUUUCUGUAAAGACUGUCUGCAAAGAUGGUGGAGAGAGAAACCAAUGCACGAGUGUCCGGUUUGUAAAAAAGUCUCUUUGUUGAGUGAUCCACCUCGUAACUUGGCUUUAAGGAACCUGUGUGAGGCCUUCUUACAGGAGAGAGAUCAGAAAGCUUCAGCAGAGGCUGAGGCCGUCUGCAGUCUGCACUCUGAGAAAAUAAGACUCUUCUGUCUCGACCAUCAUCAGCCAGUGUGUGUCGUCUGUCGAGAUUCAAAAGAACAUAACAACCACAAAUUCAGACCAAUUGAUGAAGCUGCAAAGGAUCACAGAGAGGAGAUACAGAAAUCUCUGAAACCCUUACAGGAUAAAAUGAAAAUAUUUGAACAGGUAAAAGGAAACUUUGAUCAAACAGCAGAUCUUAUUAAGGUCCAGACACUUAACACAGUGACUCAGAUCAAGGAGCAGUUUAAGAAGCUUCACCAGUUUCUAAAAGAAGAAGAGGAUCACAGGAUCUCUGCUCUGAUGGAGGAAGAGAAACAGAAGAGUCAGAGGAUAAAGGAGAAGAUCGAGGCUCUGAACAGAGAGAUAGCAGCUCUGUCAGACACAAUCAGAGUCACAGAGGACGAGCUCAGAUCUAAUGACGUCUCAUUCCUGAAAAACUACAAGGCUGCAGUGAAAAGAGUCCAGCAGCGCCCCCUGCUGGAUGUUCCAGAACUGGUCUCAGGAGCUCUGAUAGACGAGGCCAAACACCUGGGUAACCUGAGCUUCAACAUCUGGAACAAGAUGAAGGAGAUGGUCUCUUACACUCCUGUGAUUCUGGAUCCAAACUCUGCUCAUCCACACCUCAUCCUGUCUAAAGAUCUGACCGGAAUGAGUCAUGGAGACAGACAGAAGCUUCCAGAUAAUCCAGAGAGGUUUGAUUUCUGCCCCUGUGUCCUGAGCUCUGAGGGCUUUGACUCUGGGAGUCACAGCUGGGAAGCUGAGGUUAUAAAUGAUAAAAACUGGGCAGUAGGUGUGAUACAGGAGUCUGUUCGAAAGAAGGGAGAAAUACAGAGUGGCUGCUGGGCAUUGUGUUACUUAGAAGGACAAUAUGUUGCAUUCUCUCCACCGCUCCCUGACAGAGUUUUCUCAGUCAAAACGAAGCCACAGAGGAUCAGAGUUCAUCUGGACUUCAACAGAGGAAAACUGUCAUUCUGGGAUCCUGAUACCAACACACUCCUACUCACCUUCAGACAUACUUUCACUGAGAGACUGUUUCCAUAUGUUGGCACACUGAACAAACUCCCACUGAAGAUUUCACCACUAAAAGUAUCUGUGGAACAGCCCAGUGUCUCAAUAUUUUCAGUCUUAUGGCAGCGGCCACACAUCUUCAAGCUCACUUCGUAAACUCUUCCGGUCUUAGGUUGGUAGCUCUUUGAUAUUUCCUUCUGAAGUUUAAAUUGAAUUGUGCACUCAGUAAUUUUCUAAGGUUAUUUGUUACCUUUUUUUUUUUUUUUAGAUGAAAAUAAGAAUCUUGAAUUUGUCCUUGAUCCUGUGUUCCUUAUUAGCGAUAUUAUCUUUGUCUCAGUGUCUUAACUUCAUCUUAGUUAUAACUCUUACUUAUCUGGCUACAGGUGUUCAGGGUCAUUUCACGGGCAGCGAUGCUAACACUUAGCUACAGGCUCAAAAUGUAUUAAAAGUUAGAGAAUAGCUGUAUAUAGACAAAGUAAAUUAGAUAAAGAAAGUUUCUCUCAAUGGGAAUGUUUUUGAAUAAUAUGAUUUGUGUGUGAAAUGAACUUUAAGUGUAAAUAAAACUGUUAUCUGGUUCAUCCCAUGAA